AUGGAACAAAGAAGAUACGAGAGACGAAGUGCGCGAGGAUAUUUGUUCGGCUGUGUGGUUGCUGUGCUUUUGUGGAGCACGGCCUGGGCGCAAUUAAGAUACUCCAUCUCUGAGGAAGUAAACGAAGGAACGGUGGUUGGAAAUAUAGCGAAAGAUCUGGGAUUAGAUAAAAGCACGCUGAUCGACAGGAAGUAUCGGAUUGUUUCUAGUAAUGCGGAUCCCCUUUUCCAUGUAAAUCAGAACAAUGGUGUCCUGUAUGUGAGCAGAAAGAUUGACAGGGAAGAGGUGUGCGCGCAGAGCAAUACGUGCUUAAUGAAUCUAAAAACCGUGCUAGAAAACCCACUGGAGGUGCACUACGUAGGGGUUGAAAUUCUGGAUAUAAAUGACCAUUCUCCCAGUUUCCCAGAUGAAGAAAAAACGCUGGAGAUGUCAGAGUCUGUAUUACCCGGAGUACGUAUUCCGCUUCAACACGCACGAGAUCCAGACGGUGGUCAUUUCUCUGUGCAGCAAUAUAAACUCAGCCCAAACGACCACUUCCGUUUGGAAGUUAAGGAUAAGGGAGAAGAUGGUAAAAUACCUGUAUUAAUCGUACAGAAAUCUUUAGAUAGGGAGUCAGCGGGAAGCCACUCGUUAGUGCUGACUGCACUGGAUGGAGGGAAACCUCCGAAAUCUGGCGAGACGAAUAUUUUAGUAAAAGUUUUGGAUAUAAAUGAUAACGCGCCUGUUUUCUCUAAAGAUGUUUAUUCUGUGAUGCUCGAUGAAAACGCUCCAGUAGGAACAACAGUCAUACAAGUGAAUGCAACCGAUUUAGAUGAAGGACCGAACGGAGAAGUGGUUUACUCAUUCAGCAGUAUUGUGAAUCGUAAGUUAUUAAAGCUGUUUGAUAUCAAUCCAUCAACAGGGGAGAUACUUGUAAAAAGUUUGGUAGAUUAUGAGGAGAAGGAAAAAUAUGAGAUUGAAAUUCAGGCAUCAGAUAAAGGUCUGGCUCCUCUAGCAACCCAAAAAAGCGUCAUUAUCAAGAUAGUUGACGUUAAUGAUAAUGCACCUGAAAUUGAGGUUACUUCCUUUUCAAGCUCCAUCCCUGAAGAUUCCAGACCAGGCACUACAGUUGCCCUUAUCAGUGUUAAUGACUUGGACUCUGGUCUCAAUGGAAAAGUUAUUUGCUCCAUAGGUGAAGAUGUUCCUUUUGCUUUAUCCCCAUCUUUACAAGACAAAAUGUAUUCCUUAAUGACCAGAUCGCCUCUGGACAGAGAGAAACAGUCACAUUAUGACCUGACAAUAACUGCAAAAGAUGCUGGUCACCCUUCAUUAUCAUCUGAAAAGACAAUAAGCGUUGUGGUGUCAGAUGUGAAUGACAACAGUCCAGAGUUUUCACUGAGUCCAUAUACUUUCUAUGUCACUGAAGCUAAUGAGCCAGGUACCUCUGUGUUUUCUGUUAAAGCAUUUGAUCGUGAUGAGAACGACAAUGCACUUGUUUCCUAUCAUAUUCUCAGAGAUGGAAGCGAAGAAAAUAAAGUGACUUCAUUUCUCAACAUAAACUCUGAAACUGGAGACAUUUUGGCGCUAAAAAGUUUUGACUUUGAAACACUGAAGACUUUCCAGUUCCAAGUUGUUGCCACAGAUUCUGGAACUCCGUCACUAAGCAGCAACGUCACAGUGAACGUGUUCAUUCUGGAUCAGAACGACAACGCUCCAGUCAUCCUGUAUCCAGUCAGCUCUAACGGUUCUGCUGAAGGUGUGGAGGAGAUUCCCCGCAAUGUGAACGCAGGACACUUGGUGACUAAAGUCAGAGCCUAUGACGCUGAUAUAGGAUAUAACGGCUGGUUACUGUUUUCACUGCAGGACGUUACUGACCACAGUCUCUUUGGUUUGGACCGCUAUACAGGACAGAUCAGAACACUUCGCUCAUUCACAGAGACAGACGAGGCUGAGCAUAAACUGGUCAUACUGGUGAAAGACAAUGGGAACGUUUCACUCUCAGCAACAGCUACUGUGCUUGUCAAAGUCGUGGAGCCCAAAGAGGCUUUUGCUGCUUCUGAUGUUAAAAGUGCAACAAAGGAUGAGGAGGAGAAUAAUGUGACUUUUUACCUGAUGAUAACUUUGGGCUCAGUUUCAACACUUUUUCUCAUCAGUAUCGUCGUGCUGAUUGCAAUGCAGUGCUCCAAAACCACAGACUAUACUUCUAAAUAUCUACAAGAGACUAAUUAUGAUGGGACACUGUGUCACAGCAUCCAGUACAGAUCUGGAGACAAACGGUACAUGCUAGUAGGACCCAGAAUGAGUAUAGGAUCUACGAUAGUCCCGGGCAGCCAUGCGAAUACACUGGUGCUCCCUGACAGGAGAGGGACACCUGGAGAGUUAUUCUUUGAUGCAAAUUAA
Messenger RNA from Perca flavescens (yellow perch), 2379 nucleotides. Its product is annotated as protocadherin alpha-8-like. Bases 1 to 2379 code for a protein of 792 amino acids. NCBI's taxonomy places the organism in Eukaryota, Metazoa, Chordata, Actinopteri, Perciformes, Percidae. Gene Ontology annotation, cellular component: plasma membrane. The record is from RefSeq and is a predicted model, not a curated record. The transcript is spliced from 2 exons. Gene Ontology annotation, molecular function: calcium ion binding. Gene Ontology annotation, biological process: homophilic cell-cell adhesion.